GAGCAAUCCUUAAACACUCCUUUGAAUAAAAAAAGCUUAAUUUUUUGUAUAUUGUUAUGUACAGCUAAGCCAAUGCCAAUUUUGACUCGUGGGCCUGAGCUAUGUAGUUACUCUAUGACACUGUAAAGAGUUUGCGUGUAAUAUAAAUAGAUUAUGUAUUUUAUUUUACAUGCAAACUAUUUUACAGCCCUAAACUUUACAUGCAAUCACUUUGCAUGUUAAGUUUUAAUAUGUAAACUACCAAACGGGCCCUUAGGCUAAAUGAUCAGCUAGGCCUGUAAGUUCAAUUCAGUUCUUGAACUAAAAAAGGUCAAAUUCACACCCCAAACUGGUAAAAAAGGUUCAAAUUUCAUUUUUUAAAGUUAAAAAGCCGGUUAAGUAGGUCCAAUUCACACCUCUAAACUAUUAAAAAGUGUCAAAAUUGAAAUAAAUCAAAAAUAAAAAACAGAAACAAUUAAAAAAUUUAAAAAAUGACCGGUUGUUUACCCUUAAAGACAGAUAUUUGAGCCAUUAUUUGUCUGUUCGGGGUAUAAAUUGAACGUUUUUUAGGCCAGAGAUUGAAUUGUGCUUACACGACCGGUAUAUGGGCCUAUUUGACCAUUUAGCCAAAAAAUUAUACUCUUUAGUUCAGUGUAAAUUAAGUUUGAAAUGUAACAUAUAGAAUGCGGAAUAUUUUAUAAGAUGGUGAUAAACUAAUUUGCAUGACUUUUAAAAAGCAUUACAAUUGUAAUGAUUCUGUGUGUAAUUUGAAAAAAGUUAAAUGCCUAACUAAAUACGAGUAUAUUGUUUUAUUUAUUUUACAUACAAAUCGAUUACUUCUAUAAUCUUUGCAUACAAUUAUGACAGAGAUAGCUUCACAUGAAAUAUAUUGAAUAAGAGUUGAUUUUUUUGGGGAUCUAACAAUUAAAGCUCAUGAAGAAAGGAUGCUGGGGUUUGGAAGUGUGUUGUGUACAUGAUGAAAUUGUACUUUUGACCCAGGCAGAAUGGAAAGCUUUGGAUACUCAUGACUCUUCAAGUAAGCCCUCAAGUGGAAGAGGGAGUAAUAGGGGAGAAAGAUGUAGAGGACGUGGAAGAGGAUCUGGCAGCCAUCAAAGAAAUGAAAGAGAACCAUCCCAAUAAAAGAGAAAAUUUGAUAAGUCAAAGAUAGUUUGCUAUAAAUGUGGGAAGUUGGGGCACUUUGCAUCAGAAUGUUUGAUAAAUGAGAAGGACGAGGAAGCCAGUCUCACACUGACUUAAGGCCAUGAAGAACCAACUUUAUUGAUGAUUGAAACCUGUGAACUGAAUAACACACUUAUUGUAUCUGGUAAAGAAGAAGUUUUGGCAGUUAGUGAAUAACACACAUGAAGGAGAAAGACUGGUAUCUAGACACUGGGGCUAGCAAUCACAUGACAGAACAAAGAGAGUGCUUUACUGAUAUUGAUUACUCUAUAAAUGAAAGGUACGUUUUGGAGAUGGUUUUGUCAUUAAUAUACAUGGACUAGGUUCAAUGUAAUAGUGUAGAUUUUAUAUUUAUUUAUUAUUGGGGACUCAUAUUGUAAUUUGGACAUUUAUUCUCUUUAUAUAUAUCUGUCAGGGCUACCAUUAUGGUUAAGCCUGAUCAUUAUUUUCACAUGGUAUCAAGAGCCAGAACCUAAUUACCCUAAAAACCAUUUUUUUUCGGCCAUGUCCUCUGCCGAUACUUCUUCCGCCGCAACAGGCUCUUCCGCCGCCGGCCAUGCUCCUUCUUCCUUUUUUACUGCGCCAGUAAUGUCGACUACUGUAGCUGCAUCUGUUGGACCCACUUUUUCUGCUGCUGAGUCAUCCACGUCUGCUUCUCGUUUCUCUUCACCGGUGAUAUCCCAAAUCUCGGAUCUGCCGCCGCCAUCCACCGUUCUUCCUGCUUCGGAUGGUGUUGGGUGGGUACCACCGGUUUUCAAUUGGUCUUCAACCCAGCCGACGGUUUACUCGUCGCUAUACACUUCUCAGGCGGCUUGUACGCAGGCCACCCCCCUUUUCUCAAGCUUUGGUGGAGUGCCUUCUGUUGAACAAUCUGGAUCCAGCUUUGGUGGGCCAACUUUUGCAGGUGCUCCAGGAGUAGCACCACUGCCUUCCAGUAUUUCACUAGGCCCCAUUGGCACACGGGCAGCUGCUACACAUUCUCCAGGUUCUCUUUAUCUGAAUUGGUUAAAACUAUUGGUUUUUCGGCACUCAAUAUUACAAAUAUUGUUACGACGAAGCUUGCCACUGUCGAAGAUUAUUUAACUUGGAGAACUCAAUUUGAGUCAUUCUUGGUGUCCAAUGGUUUUUUGGGAAUUUUAGAUGGUUCCAUUCCUGCUCCCUCCCCCUAUAUUUUUGAUGCGUAUCAUCAAGAGACAAUUAAUCCUGAGUAUUAUAAUUGGCUCAAAUUGGAUCAAACUGUACGUUCUUGGUUAUUUGCUACAUUGUCUCGUGAUGUCUUAAUUGAGGUGCGUGAACUAAAAAAUGCUUUUGCUAUCUGGAAUCGCUUAGAGUCUCAUUUUAUGUCUGCUAGUUUCGCUCGUUCCAUGGAACUGAAACGUCAACUUACACACUCUAAGAAGCGUUCAACUCAGUCCAUGGAACACUAUCUUCGUGACAUUAAGGACAUUGCUGACCGCCUUGCUGCUAUUAAUGCUCCAGUAUCUCGUAGAGAAUUAUUUCAGUAUAUUUUGCUUGGUCUUGGUCGCGAUUAUGAGUCUCUUAUCACAUCGGUGGACCUCUUUCCGGAUAGUUUUACCUUUGAAAAUCUUCGAACUAAAUUGGUUGAAAAGGAGCAAAGUCUGCAAUAUAUGAAUGCUCAGGAGGAGUUAAAUCCGGCACAAGCCUUCGCGGGUCAGUUACAACCCGGAGGACAGCACCCACAUGGCGGUGGCCAGCCGCAGCAGGGUGCUCAACAGCAGCCCGCAGGUGGACAACAACAUCCGGCUGGAGGGCAGGCUCCUCGCGGCAGGGGCAAUCGCGGCGAACGUGGUGGCCGCGGUCAGCGCGGUCGUGGAGGUCGUGGUCAGCGCGGACGCGGUGGUCAUGGUUACGGUUAUCCUCCACAGUUUGGUUAUGGUUAUCCUCCACCGGGCUAUUUUCCAGGGGGUGCACCGCAUGCUGGUAUUCUUGGGGCUCCAGGCUCAGCGGGUUCCUCUUCAGCUGAGGGAAAUUCCGUUCCUCCUCCUGUUAUUUGUCAAAUUUGCUAUGCACCAGGUCAUCCUGCUUCCACGUUGUGAUACCUUGAAAAUUUGAAAUAAAAAUAAAUAAAUAAAUCAGAUAAGUUAUAUCUGAUAAAUCAAAUGAAAGUAAGAUCAAAAUAUUUUUUUUAUACUUGGUGUAUAAAAAUAUACGCACACUACAUGCAAUGAAAAUUAAACACUUA
Messenger RNA from Cuscuta epithymum, 3361 nucleotides. NCBI's taxonomy places the organism in Eukaryota, Viridiplantae, Streptophyta, Magnoliopsida, Solanales, Convolvulaceae. The record is from the annotation of a GenBank genome assembly.